GAACAUCAUCAUGAAGGUCCUUGCAGUGUUUGUUAUUGCAGUUUUCUCUGGUUGUCAUGCCAAUAUAAUGUGGCAGAACCAGCCAACAACCAGUAUGGAGCUGGUGAAAAAUACAUUCUGGAAUUACGUGUCUCAGGCAACCCUCACAGCUGAGGACACACUUCAGAUGAUCCGAAACUCAGAACUGGGUCAAGAAAUCAAUGACAGGAUCUCUCAAAGUGCAGAUGCCAUCAACAAAUACACCCUGGUCAUUCAAAGUCAAAUAACUCCUCUGACUCAAGACCUGCUGGCCAAACUGUCCCAAGAGGCGGAUCAGUUGAAACUGCGCCUGGAACAGGAAAUGACAUCUGUGCAGUCCCAGCUCAAGCCUUAUGUUGAGGAGAUCAGAGGUGAGAUUGAGGAGCAGCUUGAGUGGCUGAAGAAGGACGUGGCCCCGUACGCAGAGGCCCUGAACUCUGAGGCCCUGAGAUCUACUUUGGUUCAGGGGGCUGAGGAGCUGAAGGCCAAACUGGAGAGAAGUUUGAUGGAGAUGGGUCCUCAAACUGAGGAGCUGAAGCAGAAACUGAACCAGCACUUUUUAGAGUUUCAGAUGAGCAUGUCUCCAUUAGCCCAAACCUUUCAAAGUCAGCUGGCCCAGAGAAGUCAAGAGCUUCAGAAGAAUCUGGCUCCCUAUUCAGAGGAGCUGAGCAAACUGGAUCCAUACGCCCAGGACCUGAAGGCCCAGUUAACAGCUCUUUGGGAGUCCUUUGCCAAAAACAAACAGUCUUAACAGACUGUAGAGACUUUUUGGAAAUUCAAAAGGACACUUCUGUUACCACUGGGGGUUUCACCUAAUAUAUUUCUUUGUUGCUCAUGUGUGUUUUUCUGAAAAUUGCUAAAUAAAAUACUAUGUUUGAUGUCUACAA
Messenger RNA from Labeo rohita (rohu), 905 nucleotides. It is a transcript of the gene apoa4a, whose product is annotated as apolipoprotein A-IV a. The transcript has 3 exons. NCBI's taxonomy places the organism in Eukaryota, Metazoa, Chordata, Actinopteri, Cypriniformes, Cyprinidae. Gene Ontology annotation, cellular component: blood microparticle; extracellular region; high-density lipoprotein particle. The record is from RefSeq and is a predicted model, not a curated record. Gene Ontology annotation, molecular function: phosphatidylcholine-sterol O-acyltransferase activator activity; cholesterol binding; phospholipid binding. Bases 11 to 769 code for a protein of 252 amino acids. Gene Ontology annotation, biological process: positive regulation of lipid biosynthetic process; cholesterol homeostasis; triglyceride homeostasis.